CAACAAAAUCAAAGGAAGUCGGUCGCUGCGAUUCUGCUAUCCUCGGUCCAAAGCGCAAAUCGAGCAUCAGCCCGAUCUCACGCCUCGCAGUGCCUGUUCGCUCUUCAAGGCAGCAUGGCCGACGAUUUGUCGGAGCAUUAUGGAGUGGCAGGCUCGUUGGGCGAUGAGCUCAAUGAUCUGAAUCAGGCCGGAAUGGGCAACUCUUUAGGCGAUGAGCUCAAUUUUGAUUCGCAUGUCGACUUGGAUUUGCAUCAAGGCCUGGCGGAUGGGGCAGGACAAGGAGCGAGCUUGGGAGACGAGCUGGGCGGCGACUACGAUGCAUCGCGCGAGCUGGACGUUGGAGAGUCGUUGGGUGCGGAACUGGGCGAAGAAGCAGCAGGUGCAUCAGCAGGGCAAGGGGCGAGUCAGAUCACAAGCAACAUGACCGAUUCAUUAGGCUCCAAGACUACAGCGACGGACGAGUUGCAUUUUGUCGACGAGGAACAGAUCAACUCUACGUGCCAGACACUCGAAGAAUGCAUCGCUUUCAACGACCGUUUCUUGCAAUCUCUCGGUAAUGCUUCUCUUGCUGGUUCUUCAAGAGGCAUACCUAGAUCUCCAUCCACCGCCAACCACGCAUCGUCAGCAGCAGCAGGAGGCAACAACAAAGAGGAUGCCUCGAAUAUCGAAUCAUCUGCCGAGGCGGUUGUUAGGCAGCUAAGAGAAAGUGCAGUGGAGAGGGAAGGCCAGGCCAGGGAGCUAAGGGAGUUGGCUAGGGAGCUCAUCAAGGGCGAUUUUGUUCUUACCGGUGCUCUUGCCUCGGAUCUGGAUUGGGAGAAGAUAGAGAAUCUCUCCAAAACAAAAGAUAGACUGGGCUUCCUCGCUUCCACCUCCAGCGCAGUUGAUGCUGCCGGUGCCAGCUCCUCAUCGAUCCCACCUCUCAACCGACGCAACAGGCUCAAGGGAAUUUCAGAGGAUGAGGAAGAAGAAUUAGAUGAAGAUCUUUCCGAACCCGAAUCAUCCGAUUCCGCUGCUCACCUUCAAGCUUCUCAUCCCGUCUCUGGCUCAUCCGAAGGGCCCAGCAUCGCGGAUCAAAUGCAACAUCUCCGAAGCGUCACUUCGAGCUUGAUCCAUUCCCUCUCGAACAUGCACGAACACACUCAAGUCUCUCGAGCAGCUACGAGCGAAGCUUCUAGGCGUAUUAGAGCGCUAAAGACCUUUUUGGCGGGUUGGAAAGUGGAGCUAGAAGAGAUUCAAGCUUCUCACGAUUGGUUGAAAGCUCUGCAUGCCGAUCAAGAUCCUACUCGAAGCAUCUCCGUCUCUCAUUUGCUAGCCACUGUCGAGAGCAGCAGCAGCAGCACCAACAUCAGCUCUACGAUCAACAACGCGACAGCAUCCGGCGGCACGGCGGAACAAGAUGUGAAGAGUUGGAGCAAGGCUCAAUUGGAGAGAGCAGAGAGAAUCUUGAACGAGGCGGAUCAUAGAGCGAAGGAACUCUUGAGACCUGUACCUUGCGAAGCUCUGGAUAGGCUUGUAGCUAGCCUGCCUCCGGGCGCUCUGGACGAGGAAGAGAUGCAGAGGAGGACGAAAAGUGCUCUGGCGGGUGCUUGAUGGGAUGCAGAUACAAGCGCUUUCCUGCCGUGCACAUAUGCUGCUAGGCUUUGGCAUCUUGCCACGCUUUUAAGACCCCCCCCC
Ceraceosorus guamensis is the source of this 1674-nucleotide messenger RNA. RefSeq lists its product as hypothetical. The transcript has a single exon. The record is from RefSeq and is a predicted model, not a curated record. Lineage: Eukaryota; Fungi; Basidiomycota; Exobasidiomycetes; Ceraceosorales; Ceraceosoraceae. Bases 115 to 1590 code for a protein of 491 amino acids.